Acaulospora colombiana is the source of this 807-nucleotide messenger RNA. NCBI's taxonomy places the organism in Eukaryota, Fungi, Glomeromycota, Glomeromycetes, Diversisporales, Acaulosporaceae. The record is from the annotation of a GenBank genome assembly.
AUGUUGGCAGUAAGCGCAGCCGAAGCUUUAAGGCAUGUGGCUUCUUCAUCCCAGUCUGAUCGAGAUUUACAGCAUCGAACCCCCUCUCCAAAUCCUUCCGCAAAUUUUUCUGAUUUUUUGUCAGAAACGAAUGAUGAAUGGAACGACCGAUCAGAUGACGAAGAUUUGUCGGUUAGUAAGCGAAAGAUCCAGAACCAACCCAUGGGUUUGCAAACGAAGGAUAAGGAAAAGGAAAAAGUACCAGAGUUGGCUAUUGCACAGCCUGAGAUUGUUGAGAAAAGUGCAGUCGGGAUAAAGGCUGAAAUUGCUGGAUUGGUCCAAGGUCAGAUAAAUUUAUUCGGUGGCCGUUUGAUUGUCACCAAUCUGCUGAUCGAGUUUGAAUUCGUUCUCUCAAUAGAUCCCAUGAAUUUGAUUAGUUCAAUGAAGCCGCCUGGUGCAUUUGAUAGUCGACAGAGCGAAGCGGAAAGGAUUCACAUCGAUGUCCCUCGAACGAAUCCUGGAACUGCACUCUAUCAAUAUGAAACGACACAGCAGUGCCUCGAACGCAUCCUAUAUGUGUGGGCUAUCAGACACCCAGCUAGUGGGUAUGUUCAAGGAAUCAAUGACCUUGUCACACCGUUCUUUCAGGUUUUCCUCUCCGCAUAUAUAGAUGAAGACCCCGAAGUUUACGAUCCAGGCAACCUUCCAAAGGAAGCUCUGAACGUCAUCGAGGCCGACAGUUUUUGGAGCCUAUCUAAAUUGCUCGACGGUAUUCAGGUUCGUAUGGGUUUAGGCAGUAAGCUCUACCUGAAAAAUGUUUUAACUUGA